GGCCGGGGAGCAGACUUGCUGUGAUAGUGCUUCCCUCUUGGGGAGAACGGACCGUGACACCUGGAAGCCGCACCUCCAACCCCAGACGCCAUGUCCGGCAAGGGCUCCGUGGUUCUGGCCUACAGCGGCGGCCUGGACACCUCGUGCAUCCUCGUGUGGCUGAAGGAGCAGGGUUACGACGUCAUUGCCUACCUGGCCAACAUCGGCCAGAAGGAAGACUUUGAGGAAGCCAGGAAGAAGGCGCUGAAGCUGGGGGCCAAAAAGGUGUUCAUCGAGGACGUGAGCAGGGAGUUUGUGGAGGAGUUCAUCUGGCCUGCCAUUCAGUCCAGUGCACUGUACGAGGACCGCUACCUCCUGGGAACCUCCCUCGCCAGGCCCUGCAUCGCCCGCAAGCAAGUGGAGAUUGCCCGGCGAGAAGGAGCCCAGUAUGUGUCUCACGGUGCCACAGGGAAGGGGAACGACCAGGUCCGGUUCGAGCUCACUUGCUACUCGCUGGCCCCCCAGAUUAAGGUCAUCGCUCCGUGGCGGAUGCCUGAGUUCUACAACCGCUUCAGGGGCCGCAGUGACCUCAUGGACUACGCAAAGCAACACGGAAUCCCCGUCCCAGUCACCCCUAAGAGCCCGUGGAGCAUGGACGAGAACCUCAUGCACAUCAGCUACGAGGCCGGCAUCCUGGAGAACCCCAAGAACCAAGCUCCUCCGGGGCUCUACACAAAGACCCAGGACCCCGCCAAAGCCCCUAACAGCCCCGACAUCCUGGAGAUAGAAUUCAAAAAAGGGGUCCCCGUGAAGGUGACCAACAUCCAGGAUGGCACCACCCACAGCACCUCCUUGGAGCUCUUCCUGUACCUGAAUGAAGUCGCGGGCAAGCACGGUGUGGGCCGCAUCGACAUUGUGGAGAACCGCUUCAUUGGGAUGAAGUCCCGAGGUAUCUACGAGACCCCAGCGGGGACCAUCCUCUACCACGCUCAUUUAGACAUCGAGGCCUUCACCAUGGAUCGGGAAGUGCGCAAAAUCAAACAGGGCCUGGGCCUGAAAUUCGCCGAGCUGGUCUACACCGGUUUCUGGCACAGUCCCGAGUGUGAAUUUGUCCGCCACUGCAUAGCCAAGUCCCAGGAGCGGGUGGAAGGGAAGGUGCAGCUGUCCGUCUUAAAGGGCCAGGUGUACAUACUCGGCCGGGAGUCCCCCCUGUCCCUCUACAACGAGGAGCUUGUAAGCAUGAACGUGCAGGGAGAUUACGAGCCCAUCGAUGCUACGGGUUUCAUCAACAUCAACUCCCUCAGGCUGAAGGAGUAUCAUCGGCUCCAGAGCAAGGUCACCGCCAAACAGACCGCCUGACAAAGGGGCGCCUCGGCCUCCUCACGCUGCAGAGCUCCCCAGAACAGGCACUAAUUGUUGUGAUCGUUUGUAAUUGUGACUUGUUCUCCCCGCUGCCUGGCAGCCUAGUGGGGCUGCCGGGCCCCAGCUUUGUUCCCUAGUCAUCCCCCCGCCCCGCCCCGCCCCAGCCUGCAAAAGUGGUCAUUGGAAGGUGGGGGUGGCCACAGUGGGGAGCUCCACAAUGACAAUUAAAAAAAGGUACAUUAGU
Molecule: messenger RNA, 1585 nt
Organism: Chinchilla lanigera (long-tailed chinchilla)
Lineage: Eukaryota; Metazoa; Chordata; Mammalia; Rodentia; Chinchillidae
Gene: Ass1
Product: argininosuccinate synthase 1
Exons: 16
Coding region: 91-1338 (415 amino acids)
Biological process (GO): L-arginine biosynthetic process; urea cycle
Cellular component (GO): cytoplasm
Molecular function (GO): ATP binding; argininosuccinate synthase activity
Source: RefSeq, a predicted model, not a curated record